AUGAUGGAAGACGACGGUGAUGGUAACUCUCUAGUGUUCAAGAGAAGUGUCAACGAUAAGGAUCAAUCACAUAGAAAACCGUUUGAUAACAAAAGGGAUGAUGAAAAGAAACCUUUGGUUAGGAAGUUGCAGAAUGGUUCCACUCUUGAAGAUGGGGCUAAGGUAUCUUGGAAGAGACUUCUGGAUAAAGGAAGCUAUGUUGAUCAAUCUUCCAUGAAGAAGCCAAAGACAUCAUCAUCUUCAUAUACGUCAGUUGCAACAAAACAAGAUUAUGUGGAAAAGGAAAAACAAGGUGAUAAGAGGAAGAAGGUUGUGGUAUCACCUAAACAAGAUGAAACUGCUGUUGAUGAUAAUGAUGAUGAUGAUGAUGUUCCAAUAGCCAAGAGAAUCAAGUCAGAUUCCUCCAAUAGUAAAACACCAUCUACGAAAGGUGAAGUAGUAAAACAGAGUUCUACUUCAUCAGCUAUGAAGACAAAAGCGAUCAGAGUAGUUUCUCCUCCGGCCAAGACGAGGAGCAAAGAGUCCAAGAAAGUGACGAACAAGGACUCUAAAAGCUUACCUAAUGGCGAUGGGAAAAAGAAAUGGACGACCUUGGAGCACAAUGGUGUCACUUUUCCACCACCAUAUAAGCCUCAUGGGGUUGCAACGUUGUUUGCUGUGAUGAGGGAGACAGAGUAUUAUAGUAAACCUAGAUUUAGGGAGAAUUUCUGGAAUGAUUGGAGGAAACUACUUGGCAAGAACCAUGUGAUACAGAAGCUGGAUGAUUGUGACUUUACCCCCAUAUACGACUGGAAUUUAGAAGAGAAGAAGAGGAAGAAAGAGUCGAAAGAGAAGAAACCUAAGCAGAAUGAGAAAGAGAAAUACAUGUGGGCUAUUAUUGACGGUGUCAAAGAGAAGAUAGCGAAUUUUCAAGUUGAACCUCCUGCGUUAUUCAGAGGUCGAGGAGACCAUCCAAAGAUUGGAAAGCUGAAAAAGCGUAUCUAUCCUCAUGAUGUGACUCUAAUUCUGGGGAAAGAUGCUCCUAUCCCUGAAUGCCCCAUCCCUGGUGAAAGAUGGAAAGAAAUAAAGCAUGAUAACACACUCAUGUGUAUAGCAUACUGGAAUAAUCCUAUUUAUCCAAAACUCUUCAAGUACGUUAAUCUGGCAGCUAGCAGUUCUCUCAAAGGCCAUAGCGACAAGCAGAAGUACGAGAAAGCCAGAAAGCUUAAGGACCACAUAGACAGUAUAAGAGCAACCUACACCAAGAAUUUUACAGCUAAGGAUGUUUCGAAGCGACAGAUAGCUGUAGCUAUCUAUCUCAUUGAUAAACUUGCACUUAGAGCUGGUAAUGAGAAGGAUGAUGAUGAGGCAGACACUGUUGGAUGCUGUACAUUGAAAUUAGGACAUGUGGAAUGUGUUCCUCCAAACAAGUUAAAGUUUGACUUCCUUGGUAAAGAUUCAAUCCAAUAUGUGAAUACGGUCGAAGUUGAUCCUCCUGUUUACAAAGCCAUUGGACAGUUCCAGGCUGGUAAAUCAAAAUCAGACGAUCUUUUUGAUAAGUUGGACACAAGCAAACUAAAUGCUCAUCUCAAGGAGCUUAUGCCUGGUCUCACUGCUAAAGUGUUCCGUACAUACAAUGCAUCCAUCACAUUGGAUGUAAUGUUGAGGCAAGAGACCAAAGAUGGUGAUGUUAGCCAGAAAUUAGCAGUUUAUAACCAAGCAAACAAGGAGGUGGCCAUAAUUUGUAAUCACCAGCGUACUGUUUCAAAGUCUCACGGUGCACAAGUCCAGAGAUUGGCUGGAAAAUUAGAUGAACUCAGGGAAGGUCUAAAACAACUUAAAACCAACCUGGAGAGGGCUAAAAAGGGAAAACUUCCAUUGGAAGGUUCAGAUGGGAAGAAAACGAGAAACAUCACUCCAGAAGCGUGGGAGAAGAAGAUAGCUCAGAAUAUGAUGAAGACGGAGAAGAUGGAAAGAGACAUGGAGAGUAAGGAGGACUUGAAAACCGUGGCGCUUGGUACGUCUAAGAUCAAUUACAUGGAUCCUAGGAUCACUGUCGCGUGGUGCAAACGUCAUGAAGUGCCCAUUCAAAAGACGUCCAGGACCAGGAGCUUCAUUCCAAUCUGGAUCAGGAACCAGACAAUGGCUUUUCUUGCGACAUCCUUAAUAUUCGCUGUCGUCGGCAUCAUUGCUUCAAUAUGCACUAGAAUCUGCUUCAACAAAGGCCCCUCCACCAAUCUGUUACAUCUGACCUUGGUCAUUACAGCGACUGUCUGCUGCUGGAUGAUGUGGGCGAUUGUAUACAUUGCGCAGAUGAAGCCUCUCAUUGUCCCUAUCCUAAGCGAGGUAGAGUAG
This is a messenger RNA of Microthlaspi erraticum, 2334 nucleotides long. Lineage: Eukaryota; Viridiplantae; Streptophyta; Magnoliopsida; Brassicales; Brassicaceae. The record is from the annotation of a GenBank genome assembly.